Messenger RNA from Lepidothrix coronata (blue-crowned manakin), 943 nucleotides. It is a transcript of the gene PHOX2A, whose product is annotated as paired like homeobox 2a. Gene Ontology annotation, molecular function: DNA-binding transcription factor activity, RNA polymerase II-specific; RNA polymerase II transcription regulatory region sequence-specific DNA binding. Bases 28 to 852 code for a protein of 274 amino acids. Gene Ontology annotation, biological process: regulation of transcription by RNA polymerase II. The record is from RefSeq and is a predicted model, not a curated record. Lineage: Eukaryota; Metazoa; Chordata; Aves; Passeriformes; Pipridae. The transcript has 3 exons.
GGCAGCCGGGGCCGCGCCGGGCUCGCCAUGGACUACUCCUACCUCAACUCCUACGAGUCCUGCGUGGCCGCCAUGGAGGCGAGCUACGAGUUCAGCCCCUGCAGCCAGGCGGGCUCCUUCCAGUACAGCCCCAUGCGGGGGGGCUUCGGGCCCGCGCCCGCCUGCGCCCCCCUCGCCUCCGCCAGCUGCGCCCUGGGCGCCCUCCGCGACCACCAGCCCUCGCCCUACUCGGCAGUUCCCUACAAAUUCUUCUCGGACCCGUCGGGGAUCAACGAGAAGCGGAAGCAGCGGCGGAUCCGGACGACUUUCACCAGCUCCCAGCUGAAGGAGCUGGAGAGGGUCUUUGCCGAGACCCACUACCCCGACAUCUACACCCGCGAGGAGCUGGCCCUCAAGAUCGACCUCACCGAGGCCCGGGUGCAGGUGUGGUUCCAGAACCGUCGAGCCAAAUUCCGCAAGCAGGAGCGUGCGGCCAAUGCCAAGGGUGCCAGUGGCACCGGCACCACCGGGAAGAAGUCGGAGCCGCGCUCUUCCUCAGAAGAUGACGAAUCCAAGGAAUCCAACUGCAGCCCGACGCCGGACAGCACGGCGUCCCUGCCUGCCGCUGCCAUCGGCAGCCCCGGCGGCAGCCUGAGCCCCAGCCCCGGCGCGGGGGCACCCAUGGGACCCGGCCAUGCCCCCCAGCCCCUCAAGGCGCCCCUCUGGGCAGGGGUGGGGGGUGGCAGCGGUGCCCCCAACGCGGCCGAGCUGCUGAAAGCCUGGCAGCCCACCGAGGCUGUGCCGGGACCCUUCUCCGGUGUCCUCUCCUCCUUCCAUCGGAAACCCAACGGCAUCAAAACAAACCUCUUCUGAUCACUGAGUCACCGGAUCUGGCUGCCCCCAAAUCCCCCCCAGCCCUCAUCCUGCAUCCCCCACCCGCUGCCCCCGCCACGGACCCAGACAC